CAAGAAAAAAAAAAGAGGAACCCAGCCAAGCCGACAACCCCACUUGGAAAAUUGGUAAGGAAGCUUGGUUUUUUCUCUUCUUUUCUUGUUUAAGAACAAGAUUUAAGCCUUGAAAUCUUCCCCCCUGCAAGAAAGCUCCCGAAUCUGCUCUGCUCUGUCUUCACCGUCAGCUACUCUUCCUUGCUUAUGUGAAUUGAAUAAAUUCCAAGCCUUGUGCAUUUGUGGGAUCCUCUCACAAGUGCACGGCGUCUGCACGUCCCCAAAUUUGGGUUCUGAGGCAUGACACACGAUGAGUGCUACGAGCUUAUCACCAGCUUGAACUCAUUGGAUAGGAUGAUCCGAUUGGCUUCCGCUCCAUUUGCAAAUACAGUGGGUGACCCCAUCAGGUUAGUUUUGAAGAUUUGUCCAUGCUUUGAUAACCGGGGCUGGAUGAAUUCUUCAAAAAACCGGUUGUUCUUUUGAGCUGUGUAGAAGUCCACUGUUUCACCAAUGAAGGGAAGCCCCAUUUCCCCUGGUGGUAGUAGCCUCCUCUCACUUUUAGCAAAGGUUUUCCUUUGCUUCAUGAAGAUAACAGAGACUACUGCAACUAGAAAAAAGAGAGCCCAUGAAAGAAUUUGGUUGAUUUCCAUGGUUCUUUUUCUUUUGGAGUACUUGUGUGUUUUUCGUUGAUGGUAUGUUUUGGGUGUGAGGAAAACGAGUGAGGAAAGUGAGUAUUUAUAGUUUGUGAGCAGUUGAAGCUGUUAGAGUCUUGAAUUUUCUAUUUUUUUGGCCAAUGGAGAUUUCUGCGAAGUCGAUGGAAUGUUGAAGCAUUCGCAACCUUCCCACUAAUAUAAUUAAAAUUUUUGU
Messenger RNA from Rubroshorea leprosula, 846 nucleotides. The record is from the annotation of a GenBank genome assembly. NCBI's taxonomy places the organism in Eukaryota, Viridiplantae, Streptophyta, Magnoliopsida, Malvales, Dipterocarpaceae.